AUGCCUCCAAAAUUCGACCCUACUGAAGUUAAGUUCCUUUACCUUAGAGCCGUUGGUGGUGAAGUUGGUGCUUCUUCUGCUUUGGCUCCAAAGAUUGGUCCUCUUGGUUUGUCCCCAAAGAAGGUCGGUGAGGACAUCGCUAAGGCCACCAAGGACUUCAAGGGUAUCAAGGUUACCGUGCAAUUGAGAAUCCAAAACAGACAAGCUACCGCUUCUGUUGUUCCAUCUGCCUCUUCCCUUGUUAUCACUGCCUUGAAGGAGCCACCAAGAGACCGUAAAAAGGAGAAGAACGUUAAGCACUCCGGUAACAUCCCAUUGGACCAAAUCUUCGAGAUUGCCAGACAAAUGAGAGAGAAGUCUUUCGGUAAGACUUUGGCCUCUGUCACUAAGGAGAUCUUGGGUACUGCCCAGUCUGUUGGCUGCCGUGUUGACUACAAGAACCCUCACGACAUCAUCGACGCCAUCAAUGCUGGUGAGAUCGAUGUUCCUGAGAACUAA
This is a messenger RNA of Australozyma saopauloensis, 498 nucleotides long. It is a transcript of the gene RPL12, whose product is annotated as 60S ribosomal protein uL11. Gene Ontology annotation, molecular function: large ribosomal subunit rRNA binding; structural constituent of ribosome. Gene Ontology annotation, biological process: translation. Gene Ontology annotation, cellular component: ribosome; cytosolic large ribosomal subunit. The transcript has a single exon. The record is from RefSeq and is a predicted model, not a curated record. NCBI's taxonomy places the organism in Eukaryota, Fungi, Ascomycota, Pichiomycetes, Serinales, Metschnikowiaceae. The coding region runs from base 1 to 498 and encodes 165 amino acids.